Molecule: messenger RNA, 3935 nt
Organism: Danio rerio (zebrafish)
Lineage: Eukaryota; Metazoa; Chordata; Actinopteri; Cypriniformes; Danionidae
Gene: tlk2
Product: tousled-like kinase 2
Cellular component (GO): cytoskeleton; perinuclear region of cytoplasm; nucleus
Molecular function (GO): protein kinase activity; ATP binding; transferase activity
Source: RefSeq, marked provisional
AUUGAGAACCGAACCGAAUCGAUUCUGAUUUCGCCAAUCUGAUUGGAAAAGGGAUUCUUUUCGUCUGUGUCGUCUAAGCUCUCUAAAAGGACAUAUCAGGGUGGAACGGUAUUUAAAGAGCCGAUUUAUCAUUUCAGGACGCGUGAUCCAGGUUCGGUGCUGACCCGGAGCAGCGAAGACAAACAAGGGACAAAAUAUCUCAUAGCCUCGCCGCUAACAACUAAUUUCAAAGCGAAUCGCGUGGUUUUGGGCAGGGAUUUAUUAAGCGUGGAUCUACAUAGCGAUACCGCAUGCUUCACAUCUAGUAGAAAAUAGAUAUCGGAAAAAGGCCAGCGGAGAAAGGCGGGUUCGGGAUAUCAAGGCCUCGGAGGUCCUUCAGUCCUCGGACUACAGUAGGGCGCGGAGCUGGCGUCCCCCAGCGACACAGCAGUCACCAAGCGCUGGCGAGGGUCGGGGAUUUGGCUGUGGCCUAGCGCUGAGAUGUCUGGCUGAGACGGAAAGGGCGAGACGGGAGACCCGAGGAGGAGAACGGUCGAAGAAAAGACAUCCAAUAAAACGGAAAGCGGGAGAAAAGACUCCAUCAAUACAGCCAUGAUGGAGGAAUUGCACAGCUUGGAUCCUCGAAGGCAAGAGCUGCUGGAGGCCCGUUUCACAGGAGUCGGAGUUGCCAAGGGAUCUGGACACAACGAGUCCUCCAACCAGAGCUUGUGUAGUGUGGGCUCUCUCAGUGACAAAGAAUUGGAGACCCCAGAGAAGAAAUCUAAUGACCAGAGGACACGUAAAAGGAAAGGAGACCCCUUUGACAGCCAGGGCAAAGGAGGAGGAAGAGGACACAAAAUUAGUGAUUAUUUUGAGUUUGCAGGCGGUAGUGGUACAGGUACCAGUCCAGCUCGUGGCAUUCCUCCAGUGGCGCGCUCCUCUCCUCAGCACUCUCUAUCUAAUCCUCCUGCUGCCGUGCAGCAAGGAAGCCCCUCCUCCAUCAGUUCAGUAAACACAGACCACUCCCACACCUCCACCUCCCACAAGCCAGCCUCAAUACACACUCAGCACCGAGCUUCACAGUCUGAGCUGACUAUGGAGAAAUUAGCAGCGCUGGAGAGCAGUAAGAGUUCAGAUCUGGAGAAGAAAGAAGGACGUAUCGAUGACCUGCUCAGGGUGAACUGUGACCUGCGCAGACAGAUCGAUGAGCAGCAGAAGAUGCUGGAGUGGUGUAAAGAACGCCUCAAUAAAUGUGUGACCAUGAGUAAGAAACUGCUUAUCGAAAAGUCCAAACAGGAGAAAAUUGCUUGCAGAGAAAAGAGCAUGCAGGACCGACUACGACUUGGUCAUUUCACCACUGUACGACACGGAGCCUCAUUUACAGAGCAGUGGACGGAUGGAUAUGCGUUUCAGAAUCUAGUCAAACAACAGGAGAGAGUCAACGGGCAGAGGGAGGAAAUAGAGAGACAGAGAAAACUGCUAAUAAAAAAGAAACCACCCAGCGCCAGUCAGACUCCUCCUCCUAAUCUAGAACCCAACAAACGCAAAAGCAAGAGCAACGGCGCCGAGAAUGAAAUGUUGUCUCUAGCAGAGUACCACGAGCAAGAAGAAAUUUUCAAACUGAGACUUGGCCACCUAAAGAAGGAGGAAGCCGAGAUCCAGGUGGAACUGGAGCGGUUGGAGCGUGUGCGUAAUCUUCACAUCCGCGAGCUCAAGAGAAUCCACAAUGAAGAUAACUCCCAGUUUAAAGAUCAUCCUACGCUAAAUGACCGUUACCUGCUCUUGCAUCUGCUCGGACGAGGAGGCUUCAGUGAGGUCUACAAGGCCUUCGACUUAACUGAGCAGAGGUACGUGGCUGUGAAGAUUCACCAGCUUAAUAAGAACUGGAGAGACGAGAAGAAAGAAAACUACCACAAGCAUGCCUGUCGAGAAUAUAGAAUCCAUAAAGAGCUGGACCAUCCCAGAAUAGUCAAACUGUAUGACUACUUUUCCCUGGAUACUGACUCAUUCUGCACUGUUCUGGAGUACUGCGAGGGAAACGAUCUGGAUUUCUACCUGAAGCAGCACAAGUUAAUGUCAGAAAAAGAGGCCCGGUCCAUCAUAAUGCAGGUCGUCAAUGCCCUCAAGUACCUAAAUGAAAUCCGCCCGCCGAUCAUCCAUUACGACCUCAAACCAGGUAACAUCCUGCUGGUGAAUGGCACAGCAUGUGGAGAGAUAAAGAUCACAGACUUUGGGCUGUCCAAGAUCAUGGAUGAUGACAACUAUGGCGUGGAUGGCAUGGAGUUGACGUCACAAGGGGCAGGGACAUACUGGUAUCUUCCUCCAGAGUGCUUUGUGGUUGGAAAAGAGCCACCUAAGAUCUCCAACAAAGUGGAUGUUUGGUCAGUUGGAGUUAUCUUUUACCAGUGCCUCUAUGGAAAGAAGCCGUUCGGUCAUAAUCAGUCCCAGCAGGACAUCCUUCAGGAGAACACUAUUCUCAAAGCCACAGAGGUGCAGUUUCCUCCCAAACCAGGAGUCUCGCCUGAGGCUAAGGCCUUCAUCCGCAGAUGUCUGGUGUACCGUAAGGAGGACCGUAUUGAUGUUCACCAGCUGGCCAGUGACCCCUACCUCCUCCCGCACAUACGCAAGUCCGUGGCGGCCACGGGUAACUCCAGCAUGGCCGUGGCCUCCACCUCCAACUCCUCCAACAGCAGCGCCUCAAACUGAGAGCCCCGCCCAUCCUUGCUUGUUCUGAUUGGAGCAGAGCGCGUGAGGUGUUUUGCCCCACCCCUCUCUGCAGUGCAUCGGAAGGGGGUCGAACCCCUUACCUGCCAACUGAGGGAGCAGGAGGAACUGGGUAAGAGAGGGAUGGAGAUAAGACGCAUCCCCCUCCACCCUUCUUCCUCUCCCAGGCAUCUGGAAGGUUUUUAUUUCUUUUAUUUCUCAUUCUCGGAUGGAAGGGGACUAAAGGCGCCCCGCAUCGAGUGAGCCAGAGGGAUUCAAUAUAAGGCUGUAUUAUCUGUGAGAAGGACCGAAGUGCAGCAGCUCAGACUGGAGGAAGAGACUGGUAUAUGCCCUGCACCCCACACAUGCACACACACACACACACACACACAUUUAUAAUGAGGCCAGCUUGAUUUUUCUUACAGUAAUGGGACGAGUCCAUUUAUACUAAUGUGCAUUCAAGUGUACAAUAUUCCUAAAGAAUCUUUAGAUGACACAAAGCCCGUCCCGGUUUUCCUUCCUUGCUCGCUCUUAUUUUUAUUAUUAUUAUUAUAUUUUCCACCUCUGGAAUGGAUCUAUGAACUUUUGGAAGCAAUACUGUCAAUGGGGUUCUUUUCAGUGAUUUCAAUGGAGUUUUAAACCCUAGUUUUAAAUGCCUUUCUGAACUGCCAUCAGAUCAUUUAAUAAAUGCAGCAGGACCUGUAGGUUAGCUGAUCUUCAGUGCUGGGAUUCAGAUGUUUGCUCUGGAGCCCCAAAUGUUUGUCUGUUUAUGUCCUGCUCACUUCCGCCCCUGUUUAAUGACCAAAGCUGAGCUCCACCAAUAGGUGGUGCUGUUUGACUUGAGUGUUUCUUUUUUUUUUUGUUUUUUUUUUUUGCUGUAAUUAAAAUGUUUUUUGUUUUUUAGCAAGCUUAUUCUUUGUAGAUUUAGCGACACUAACCCAUGCCCCUUCCUUGCCCCAAGUCUGUUCUUGUUUCUUAUUGUGUCUUUGGACAGAAUCUAAUGCUGAAAAAUGAGAUGAUGAGAUUUUAUUUUUCAUCGAAUUUAAAAGUGUUGUGCCUCACCUAGAAACACAGACACCAAUGCGUUCAGAAAUCACACACAGUCAUAUAUGUUUAGGUCUGGUGAUACGGCUGAUUUGCCUGAUCCUGUUUUACUGUUUGUGGGGAAGGAAGGAACUCUCUCUAGGGGGCGGAGAUAGUGCAGGGGUACAGGGCAGAGUGCGGAGCGACCAUUAAAUGCUAUUGGUUAUUAA